AUGUCAGUUGUUAUUCUUGGUUCUGGCUUGGUUGGGAAUUUGCUCAAUUGUUUGGUAUUUGCACAAAGAUCACUUCGAUCACGACCAUGUGUGGUCUAUUUUCUUGUGGCUAGUAUAUUGAAUUUAAUAAUUAUUUUUUCGGGCGUUGCACCACGUGCAUUUCAAAGCUUUUUUAUGAUUGCGGAUCGAACAGAGACAGUAUCUGUAUUAUGUAAACUACGUCUUGUUGUUCUUUUUACAAUGCGUACUAUUUCAUCAUGGUUAUUAACUCUUGCUAGUGUGGAUCGUUAUUUAAUUUCAAGUCCUAAUAUCAAUCGACGUCGAAUGAGCAAUUUGAAGAAUGAUUAUCUUUGGAUUUUAAUUGUUAGUAUCAUUUCAGCUCUAGUCUGGGCUGAAUCUGGCUACUGUUUUGAUGCUAAUAUGAUUGGUACACCUCAAAAAUGUUAUGCCAAAUCUGAUGCAUGCCGUGUUUUUAAUGAUCUUGCUCAAUCACUUAUUACAACUAUUAUUCCAUCCACGGCCAUGCUGGUUAUUGGCUUAUUUACUAUUAACAAUGUUCGAAAAGUCCAUAGAAUAGGACCUUCUUCAGUUGGUAUGAGCUGUAAUAAUUAUGCUAGACGAAAUACAAAAGACGAAAGAAGUUUAACUGUAAUGUUAAUUGCGCAAGUUAUUCUUUUGACUAUAUUUACUUUACCACAAGCAGGACAAAAAUUUUAUUUGACGUAUACAUUUUAUCAAACAAAAUCAUCAACUCAACGAGCACUCGAAAGUCUUAUUUUUAGCUUUGUUCUUCUUCUUACAUAUACGCCCAAUUGCAUACCAUUUUAUUUGUAUACAAUAACUGGUACGAUAUUUCGAGAAACGCUUUUCAAAUUAUUACAAAAUGGAAUAAAACACUUGAACUGUUUUCAUUAA
Rotaria sp. Silwood1 is the source of this 915-nucleotide messenger RNA. The record is from the annotation of a GenBank genome assembly. Lineage: Eukaryota; Metazoa; Rotifera; Eurotatoria; Philodinida; Philodinidae.